This is a messenger RNA of Phlebotomus argentipes, 1857 nucleotides long. RefSeq names its product luciferin 4-monooxygenase-like. Lineage: Eukaryota; Metazoa; Arthropoda; Insecta; Diptera; Psychodidae. The record is from RefSeq and is a predicted model, not a curated record. Gene Ontology annotation, molecular function: long-chain fatty acid-CoA ligase activity. Bases 190 to 1857 code for a protein of 555 amino acids. Gene Ontology annotation, biological process: long-chain fatty acid metabolic process; fatty-acyl-CoA biosynthetic process. The transcript is spliced from 6 exons.
GACUAUUUGGUCUAUGUGUUCUCCUCCAUUCUUAGUAAGAUAUAAGAAUUUGGUUAUCUCAAAUAUUAACCAACCCUUGACCCAAUGUUCAUAUAAUCAGAACUGAGACAAGAGGCAUAAUGAUAAUACUGUUUAUUACUGUUUAGACAUCUGAGAGAGUGGGUUGUUAAAGCACGGUGUUAAGAGCUCAUGAAAAGUGAGUGCAAUAAAAUGGGUACUGCGGAAAAUAAUUAUCUUCUCUAUGGGGGUGAAGUGUGUGAUAAUUUGGCGAAAAGAUACAAAUCUCUGGGUGAAUUUUACUACCACAAACUGCAAGAUGAGGCCAAUGAAGCUGAAAUUAUUGAUGCAAAAUCUGGUCAAAGAGUCACCAGGGAAGAAAUGAGAAUUGGAGCUGAACAUUUAGCUGAGUUUUUGAAGCAAAACGGUGUCCAGACAGGAGAUGUCGUCACUACACUCAGUGAAAAUCGAUUGGAAUUCCCAGUGGUAAUCUUUUCAGUGUUUUACUGCGGAGCUUCACUCAAUGCUUUGAGUCCCUACUAUACUGAAAAUGAGAUUUCGCAUGCCCUAAAGAUAGUGCAACCAAAGAUAAUUUUCCUAACGCCGGUUGUCCUGGACAGAGUAAGAAAGGUCUUGCAAGAAUUAAAUCUAAAAAGUGUUGUAAUUAAAUUUGACGAAGAAAAUCUAGAAAACUCCAAGGAAAACCAUGUCCUAAACUUCAGAGAUAUUAUGAGAGAUAUAAAAUAUAGACCUAAAACUGAAAUUGUACCUGUGAAAGUGAAUCCUGAAAGCGAUGUAGCCUUCAUUCUGAUGUCAUCUGGAACAACAGGACUACCAAAAUGUGUUCAAAUAUCACAUAAGAAUGUUUUGAGUAUGUUUUCAGGGACAAUAUACAUUUUUACUGAUUUUCGCGAAAGAAGAGAUAAUGUUCUUCUGAUAACACCAUGGGUCCAUACUUUUGGCUUGAUGGCAAUGCUUCGCCUUGUGGCUUGUGGGGUCAGAACAAUAUCAAUUCAGGGCUUUCAGGAAAAGUUCUAUUUGCAAACAAUCGAGGACUACAAAGUGUCUGUGUGCUUUGUGGCACCUGCUUUGAUGGUGUUCUUCAGCAAAGCCACUAUUCUUGAUCAGUACAAUCUUCUCACAUUGAGGACUAUAUAUUCUGGAGGGGCUCCGCUGAGCAAGGAUAUAGUGGAAGGCAUCAUAAAGCGUCUUCCAAAUGUUAAAGUCAUUUACAAUGGAUACGGCUUGACAGAGACAUCCGCUGGAAUCCUCCACGCCAACUCAAGCAUCAACAAACUCAACAGUAUUGGAGUCCUUUACAGAGGAGCGUGGGGUAAAGUGAUCAAUCCGGAGAGUGGAAAGGCUCUGCCUCCCAAUACUCCUGGUGAGCUGUGUUUCAAGGGGGAUCAGAUAGUUCUGGGCUACAGGGGGAAUGCAGAGGCCACGAAGAACCUGAUCGAUCCUGACGGCUGGCUUCAUUCUGGAGACAUUGGCUAUUACAAUGAGGGCAGGGAAUUCUUCAUUAUUGGCAGAUCUAAGGAGGUCAUCAAGUACAAAGGCUUCCAAGUGCCUCCGGUGGAGUUGGAGACUGUGCUCUUGAGUCAUCCAAAGGUGCGCGAUGCCGCCGUCAUCGGGAUUCCGGAUGAAAUCGCAGGGGAGUUGCCAAUGGCUCUUGUGGUCAGAAACACGGGCGUCGAAGUGAGCGACAAGGAGCUCGUAGACUUUGUCAAUAGCAAGGUAUCGCAUCCGAAGAAGCUGAGAGGCGGUGUAAAGUUCAUAUCCAAAGUCUCAAGGAAUGUAAACGGGAAGAUUAUGCGGCAAGAAUUGAAGAGCAGAUUUGGCAUGAUGUCUAAACUCUAG